UCCUCAAAAUCAAAUCUAACCCAAAACCCAAAUCGAAAAAAUAAAUAAAAAUAAAUAAACAAAUUUGGGAAUUUUACGACCGCAUCUCUCUUCCUUUUCCGUUCCAUUUCUCUCCAGCUGCGUCAUAGAUCCAGUCCAGUUCCAGGCAAGGAAGUUUCUUUCUUUUUUGGUUGCUGCAUGACAUGGUCACCCAUAUAACAUAUAUUCAAGGGAGCAUUCUCGAAUUUGGUGUAUCUGAUGAUUCAUAAUAGUGCUAUUGUGCUUGGCCUGCACCAUAAUGAGCACCUUUCUGAUCAGAUGUCUGGUGCCGUUGCCCUUUUACCUUCUACUGCUGUACAUUCUAAUGAAUCAAAGCAAAGCUCUAAGUCCUGAUGGUGAGGCGCUUUUAAGCUUUAGGAAUUCAAUUGUUAGUUCAGAUGGCGUCCUUCGUCAAUGGAGACCAGAGGAUCCUGACCCAUGUGGUUGGAAAGGAGUGACAUGUGAUUUAGAAACCAAGAGAGUAAUAUACUUGAAUCUUCCUCAUCACAAGUUGAGUGGAUCAAUUUCACCUGAUAUUGGGAAGCUAGAGCUCUUGAAGCUUUUGGCUCUUCAAAACAACAACUUUUAUGGAACGAUUCCUUCAGAAUUGGGAAAUUGCACAGAGUUGCAAGCAUUAUAUUUGCAGGGCAACUACUUAAGUGGAUUAAUUCCUAGUGAGUUGGGUAGCCUUUUAGAGCUUAAAGAUCUGGAUAUUUCAAGCAAUUCUCUCAGUGGAUAUAUUCCUCCAUCACUUGGGAAGUUAGACAAGCUCUCAACUUUCAAUGUGUCAACCAAUUUUCUGGUUGGACCAAUACCAUCUGAUGGUGUACUCACCAAUUUUUCUGGGAACUCCUUUGUCGGAAAUCGCGGUUUGUGUGGGAAGCAGAUUAAUAUCACCUGCAAAGACGACAGUGGAGGGGCUGGAACAAAAUCACCUUCCAUUUUAGACCAAAACCAAGUUGGGAAGAAGAAAUACUCUGGCCGACUACUUAUAAGUGCAUCAGCAACAGUGGGUGCACUGCUUUUGGUGGCACUUAUGUGCUUUUGGGGCUGCUUUCUUUAUAAAAAAUUUGGUAAAAAUGAUGGCAGGUGUCUUGCAAUGGAUGUUAGUGGAGGUGCAUCAAUUGUUAUGUUUCAUGGAGACCUGCCAUACUCUUCAAAAGAUAUCAUCAAAAAGCUGGAGACAUUGAAUGAGGAACACAUAAUUGGUUCAGGUGGCUUUGGAACAGUGUACAAGCUUGCCAUGGAUGAUGGCAAUGUGUUUGCUUUGAAAAGAAUUGUAAAGAUGAAUGAGUGCUUUGAUCGUUUUUUUGAGAGGGAGCUUGAAAUUCUUGGAAGCAUAAAACACAGAUACCUGGUGAAUUUGCGAGGAUAUUGCAAUUCUCCCACCUCCAAAUUGUUAAUUUAUGAUUACUUACCUGGCGGUAGCCUGGAUGAGGCUCUUCAUGAGAGAUCAGAGCAACUAGACUGGGAUGCACGCUUGAAUAUUAUCAUGGGAGCUGCAAAAGGACUAGCCUACCUGCAUCAUGAUUGUUCCCCUCGGAUUAUACACCGUGACAUAAAGUCGAGCAACAUCUUGCUUGAUGGCAAUUUGGAGGCUCGAGUAUCUGACUUUGGACUUGCUAAAUUGUUGGAGGAUGAGGAAUCUCAUAUUACAACCAUUGUAGCAGGAACUUUUGGUUAUUUGGCUCCAGAGUAUAUGCAAAGCGGUAGAGCAACAGAGAAAACCGACAUUUAUAGUUUUGGGGUUCUGAUGCUUGAAGUAUUGGCUGGGAAGCGACCCACUGAUGCUUCGUUCAUUGAAAAGGGCCUCAACAUUGUUGGCUGGUUGAAUUUUCUGGUUACAGAAAAUAGGCAACGGGAGAUUGUUGAUCCACAAUGUGAAGGGGUCCAGUCAGAAAGUCUUGAUGCCCUGCUCUCGGUCGCCAUCCAGUGUGUAUCUCCAGGACCUGAGGAUCGCCCAACCAUGCACAGGGUGGUCCAGAUACUUGAAUCUGAAGUCAUGACUCCAUGCCCUAGUGACUUUUAUGAUUCCAACUCAGACUGAGAGCCCUCUGGGAGACAAAGAAGACAUGCUUUUGUUCAUAUUCCAUGUUAUUACAGCUUCUCCCAACAAACUAGGAAGGUUAUGCAUGCCAUGAGGGACUCAAAAUCUGCAAGGUUUCAUCCUCCACUUCAUUUAUUCAUUUCUUUUGCAGAUGUAUGACAACUAGAAGAUGCCUUAUUCCAUCCAUCCAUUCAUUUAUAUGCCUUGUUCCAUCCAUCCAUUCAUUUAUCACCAAAAUCCAAGCACCUGAUCAGCCACCAAUGGGAUUCAAGGUAAAACAGCCUACUUUUGUUAUCCUCAUUUUGCAUGGAUUGCAUGCAGACUUUCCUUUCUCAACCUGAAUGAAUUUUCCACUUGUGGUAUGCUUUAUCCGUUUCUCCUUAUAUUUAUUUUCCCCUCUUUGGUAAUCUUCUCUAGCAAUUGUUCUCUCAAAUUAAAUGUAUAAAAACAUGUACAAAUUGAAACCUCCAUUUUAGACCAAUCCUUGUUUAUGCCAUUUUUGUAAAAUAUGUUUCCUUUGCUAUAGUCAAUUCCUUGAAUCACUCUACGAGGCUCAAAACUCCUAUAUGAUUAUUUGACUUGGGGUUGUAACUAUUACAUUUGCCUUCAAUUCUGUCUAGUUUUCCACAGGGAUUUUGCAAGAUAUUGUUCCAUUUGAUCCAUCUACAUCCAUGUCUUUUCUGUUCUA
This is a messenger RNA of Vitis riparia (riverbank grape), 2753 nucleotides long. RefSeq names its product LRR receptor-like serine/threonine-protein kinase FEI 1. Gene Ontology annotation, biological process: protein phosphorylation. The coding region runs from base 278 to 2065 and encodes 595 amino acids. The transcript is spliced from 14 exons. NCBI's taxonomy places the organism in Eukaryota, Viridiplantae, Streptophyta, Magnoliopsida, Vitales, Vitaceae. The record is from RefSeq and is a predicted model, not a curated record. Gene Ontology annotation, molecular function: protein kinase activity; ATP binding; protein binding.